UCUUCCCGGGUUCAAAGUGGCUUGACUGGCUUAUAUCUUUUGGAUGAGGCUGAUCACCACAACAAACAACCAGAAUGCUUCGACACAAAAGAACAAUAAGCUUGGCCGCGACUGCCCAGCUCCUGUGGAUUGUCCUCAUCACAGUAACAGUGACGCUUCCACCUUGCCACGCGCACACGGCCAUCUUGUUUGGUGCCAGUGGAACGGUAGGAUCCGAAGUACUACGGGCGCUCCUCGCAAACCCUUCGUUUUGGAAUGAAAUCAUCCUCGUCGGACGGCGAUUCCCAACGUUAGAGGAUUCGUCAACGCGUAUCACCAAAGUACAGGUGUCGGACCUUGCCACUGUAGAUCAAAACAAAGACUUGCUACAACUGGAGCAUGUGGAUGCCUGUUUCAACGCCGUUGGCGCGGGCUAUCCCCAGAAACUCUCCUUGUCUGAUUGGUAUACCGUCGAUGUCGGCAUUGCUGCCUCGGUGGCCCGUCUGUGUCAACAAAUUCCGGGUGUGAGCUACAUUUCUUUACUCUCGGCCGUCACGGCCGAAACCAACCCCAAACCGUACACAGCAGAAGAAAUGGAGCGUUACAAUCCUAAAAAACCAAUGGGCUGGUGGGGACUAUUGAUGCAGUACGAUCGCAUCAAAGGAUUGGCAGAGCAAGCCGUCAUGUCAACAACAACGUCUUUUAAUGGACACAUUUCACUGUUUCAGCCAUCGACCAUUGUGACCGAGACAGAACGAUAUGGUUGGUUGGAUUGGACACUGUUCCGGGUUCAUCCUCUCGUGGAUCCGUGGUUGCCUCCGCGGUAUCGUUCCGUCAAAGUACAGUUGUUAGGCAUGGCCAUGGCCAUGGAUGCGCAAACAUAUGUUCAGGACAGUGACGACAGCAGCAGCAAGUUCACCAGGAGUAUCCGCACAAUGUCGAAAUUAUCAUAUUUGGGUUACAUAUACAUAGUCGAGGAAGAACCCGAAACCGUGGAGUGAGAGAAAACCAAAGAACUCGAGCUAUAACUCAUUCACAAGAAACGAAUAAAUAGCGCUAGUUCAAAGUUAGCUAG
This is a messenger RNA of Seminavis robusta, 1054 nucleotides long. The record is from the annotation of a GenBank genome assembly. Lineage: Eukaryota; Bacillariophyta; Bacillariophyceae; Naviculales; Naviculaceae.